Salmo salar (Atlantic salmon) is the source of this 2235-nucleotide messenger RNA. Lineage: Eukaryota; Metazoa; Chordata; Actinopteri; Salmoniformes; Salmonidae. The record is from RefSeq and is a predicted model, not a curated record.
AUGGUUGUAGUGAAAACCUACAGAACGGUAACUCUCCAGCUCAAUCCAUUACUCCUGGCCCCCAGCCCUACCCAGCCCCAGAUCUAUCCAUUACUCCUGGCCCCCAGCCCUACCCGGCCCCCAGCUCUAUCCAUUACCCCUGGCUCCCAGCCCAGCCCUACCCGGCCCCAGCUCUAUCCAUUGCCCCUGGCCCCCAGCCCUACCCGGCCUCCAGCUCUAUCCAUUACCCCUGGCCCCCAGCCCUACCCGGCCCCAGCUCUGUCCAUUACCCCUGGCUCCCAGCCCUACCCGGCCCCAGCUCUGUCCAUUACCCCUGGCCCCCAGCCCUACCCGGCCCCAGCUCUGUCCAUUACCCCUGGCCCCCAGCCCAGCCCUACCCGGCCCCCAGCUCUAUCCAUUACCCCUGGCCCCCAGCCCUACCCGGCCCCAGCUCUAUCCAUUACCCCUGGCCCCCAGCCCUACCCGGCCCCAGCUCUAUCCAUUACCCCUGGCCCCCAGCCCAGCCCUACCCGGCCCCCAGCCAGCCUGCAGCUAAAAUUGAAUCUCAACCUCUCUGUUAACAAUAGUUCCCCUCAGCCUCUGCCCCCACCCCCACACCUCACCAGCCUCUCCCCAACCCCCACACCCAGCCAGCCUCUCCCCCCACCCCCACACCCAGCCAGCCUCUCCCCCCCACCCCCACACCCAGCCAGCCUCUCCCCCCACCCCCACACCUCACCAGCCUCUGCCCCCACCCCCACACCUCACCAGCCUCUCCCCCAACCGCCUCACCCACCCAGCCUCUCCCCCACCCCCUCACCCAGCCAGCCUCUCCCCCCACCCCCACACCUCACCAGCCUCUCCCCCACCCCCUCACCCAACUCUCCCCCCACCCCCACACCUCACCAGACUCUCCCCCACCCCCACACCUCACCAGCCUCUCCCCAACCCCCACACCUCACCAGCCUCUCCCCCACCCCCACACCUCACCAGCCUCUCCCCAACCCCCUCACCUCACCAGCCUCUGCCCAACCCCCUCACCUCACCAGCCUCUCCCCAACCCCCUCACUCACCUCUCCCCCCACCCCUCACCUCACCAGCCUCUCCCCAACCCCCUCACCCAGCCAGCCUCUCCCCCCACCCCCACACCUCACCAGCCUCUCCCCAACCCCCUCACCCAGCCAGUCAGUCAUGAAGCAGCCUUCUGGCCAUGCUAUUGACCUCCAGCUUGACCCUGUCCAGCCCCUACCACCCCAUCCCAUACCACCCCAUCCCAUACCACCCCAUCCCAUACCACCCCAUCCCCUACCACCCCCAUCCCCUACCACCCCAUCCCCUACCACCCCCAUCCCCUACCACCCCAUCCCCUACCACCCCAUCCCCUACCACCCCCCAUCCCCUACCACCCCCCAUCCCCUACCACCACCCCAUCCCCUACCACCCCCCAUCCCCUACCAUCCCCCUCCCCUACCCCCCAUCCCCUACCACCCCCCCAUCCCCUACCACCCCCCAUCCCCUACCACCCCCCAUCCCCUACCACCCCCAUCCCCUACCACCCCCAUCCCCUACCACCCCCCAUCCCCUACCACCCCCCAUCCCCUACCACCCCCAUCCCCUACCACCCCCCAUCCCCUACCACCCCAUCCCCUACCCCCCAUCCCCUACCCCCCCAUCCCCUACCCCCCAUCCCCUACCACCCCCCAUCCCCUACCACCCCCAUCCCCUACCACCCCAUCCCCUACCACCCCCAUCCCAUACCACCCCCAUCCCCUACCACCCCCAUCCCCUACCACCCCCAUCCCCUACCACCCCCAUCCCCUACCACCCCAUCCCCUACCCCCCAUCCCCUACCCCCCCAUCCCCUACCCCCCCCAUCCCCUACCACCCCCCAUCCCCUACCACCCCCAUCCCCUACCACCCCAUCCCCUACCACCCCCAUCCCAUACCACCCCCAUCCCCUACCACCCCAUCCCUACCACCCCAUCCCCUACCACCCCAUCCCCUACCACCCCCCUCCCCUACUACCCCAUCCCCUACCACCCCAUCCCCUACCACCCCCAUCCCCUACCACCCCCCAUCCCCUACCACCCCCCAUCCCCUACCACCCCAUCCCAUACCACCCCAUCCCCUACCACCCCCAUCCCCUACCACCCCCAUCCCCUACCACCCCCAUCCCCUACCACCCCAUCCCCUACCCCCCAUCCCCUACCACCCCCAUCCCCUACCCCCCCAUCCCCUACCACCCCCAUGGUUUAG